Alternaria alternata is the source of this 1350-nucleotide messenger RNA. RefSeq names its product 2-nitropropane dioxygenase. The coding region runs from base 213 to 1262 and encodes 349 amino acids. Gene Ontology annotation, molecular function: nitronate monooxygenase activity. The record is from RefSeq and is a predicted model, not a curated record. Lineage: Eukaryota; Fungi; Ascomycota; Dothideomycetes; Pleosporales; Pleosporaceae. The transcript has a single exon.
ACCCACGUUUUCCCCGCAAAACCCCUGGCUGUCGAGCAUACCUCCAGGCACGGCCGCUAUUUAGCAUCCACAUGCCCAUGCUCGCUAUGCCGUCACAUACAGCUUCAGCUCUGUCAGAAGCAUACCACUUGAACCUACGUUCGGAGUAUCCGACGUGAUAGUCUUAUCUUCCUUCAAACAUCCGCCAUUCAAUCACUACAGCCUACACCAUCAUGUCGCCCCCAUCAUUGCAAACGCCGCUUUCGAAGCUGCUGGGCAUCCAGUACCCGAUAAUACUCGCCGGCAUGGCGCGCACAUCUGGUGGUCCCCUCGCGGCUGCCGUAUCAAACGCAGGCGGCCUGGGCGUGAUUGGAGGUCUAGGAUACACCCCUGAACAGCUUCAAUCCAUCAUCGACGACCUCAAGUCGAACCUCCGAGACAAGAACUUGCCGUUCGGUGUCGACCUCGCGCUUCCACAAGUCGGUGGUAGCGCACGCAAGACGAACCAUGACUACACACAUGGACAGCUCGACGAUCUCAUCGAAGUCACAAUCAAGAAUGGCGCGAAGCUGUUCGUCAGCGCUGUUGGUGUACCACCCGAGCGAACGAUCAAGAGGCUGCACGAAGCAGGCAUUCUGAUUAUGAACAUGGUCGGACACCCCAAGCACGCGAAGAAGGCACUAGAUGCAGGUGUGGAUAUUGUAUGCGCUCAGGGUGGAGAAGGCGGAGGACAUACCGGCGAUAUCGCGAACAGCAUCCUGAUUCCAUCCGUCGUGGACAUCGCACGCAAAUACAAGAGCCCUCUCACAGGUCAACCAGCCAUGGUAGUGGCAGCAGGAGGAAUCUACAACGGCCGCAGCCUGGCAAGCAGUUUGAUGCAAGGCGCACAGGGUGUGUGGGUUGGUACACGCUUCGUCGCGUCCACUGAGGCUGGCUGCUCGCAAAUGCACAAGGAAAAUGUAGUUACUGCCGACUUUACAGACACAGGCCGGACACUAGUUGUCAGUGGUCGACCAUUGCGCGUCAAGUACAACGACUACAUCAAAGAGUGGCAUGAGCGCGAGGACGAGAUCAAGAAGCUGACGGAUGCGGGUAUUGUGCCGCUGGCGAAGGACAUGGACGAUGGGAAGGAUGUGGAUAUCCCGUUCUUGAUGGGCCAGGUUGCGGGGGUAAUCGGCGAUAUUAAGCCUGCAAAGGAAAUUGUGGACGAGAUGGUGCAAGAGGCCGUCGACAUGCUGAGGCUAGGGCAGACAUAUAUCGGAGGGCCGAGUAGUAAACUGUAGAUGAUAAUUGCCGACUUGAUGUGUCUCAAUGUUGGUUCCUCGGAUUUCGGUUCUUGUGGUACAAGGUACUUUUGUGUAACACCAACGC